This is a messenger RNA of Microthlaspi erraticum, 276 nucleotides long. The record is from the annotation of a GenBank genome assembly. NCBI's taxonomy places the organism in Eukaryota, Viridiplantae, Streptophyta, Magnoliopsida, Brassicales, Brassicaceae.
AUGUCAUCUAGGUUCUUUGGAGACGGCAAUUCACACAGUGAACAUAGAUCAGACUCUCCAAAGGAUGUGGGAACUGUGUUAACUGACCUAGGAGGUGUGGCUUCUGGAGUUUCUGGAGGGCUCCGUCACCCUUAUUCUCCAAAAGGCAUGGUGCUGGGUGUUGGAGAGAAUGAGAGAAUGUUUAGAGCUCUUACAUGUUGCCGAGACAUCAGUUUCUUCUUAGUUCUUCCAUUUAUACAUCUCCCCUGGAGAAGGAAAACUUUAUCGGAAAUUUGA